AUGGUGAAAAUUUUCUCGAUAUUCUCUUGUAUUUUGGCAACAUGGGCGGUAGUAGUCUCGGGCCGUCGUCAUGUUCAUAUCACUGCACCCGUACAAUCACCUGCAGAGGCUCCUAGCUCUAUAGGCGCACCUACGGUGGAUUGCAUGAGUCUGAUAUACGAUAUGGCGGAUUGCAUUGCGUAUUUGAGCAUUGAUGGUGGCGAAGAUAAGCCUGAUAAAUCUUGUUGCUCUGGAUUCGAGACAGUUUUGAAUACUGAUUCUGAUUGCAUAUGUGUAGCACUAAAGAGCAGUGCCAGUUUGGGUAUUGAAGUUAAUAUUACUAGUGCUAGAGCUUUGCCUUCUGCUUGUGGCAUCAAAGCUCCUCCACUUAAUUGCAACGUCUCCACUUCUCCUAGUACGUCUCCCGGGACAUCGCCUGUCUCCACUUCUCCUAGUAUGUCUCCCGGAACAUCUCCUGUAAAUCCUCCAUCAGCUAAUGCUCCAAAUCCAACAUCCCCAAAUCCCUCUACCGCUCCGACACCAACCACCGAGACUCCAGCACCGGUAGCCCACUUCGUCCCUGUUGGAGCACCAAGUCCGGUAGCAGCAAGCUCCGGAGAUAGUGCUCAAGAAAAAGCCAAUCAGAUUGGAGAAGAAAUUAUUGUUUUUCGGAACUCCAACAUGUCAGAGGCUCAAAGGAGGCCGAUGACCGUAGGCGUUAAGCAUAGUAAUGGGUACAUAAAUGGAUCUAUUCCACUGAGGUCUCCAAGUAUGGUAGCUGAAGUGGAUGAGUUCUGUCAUGCUCUUGGAGGCAAGAAGCCAAUUCAUAGUAUCUUGAUUGCAAACAAUGGAAUGGCAGCUGUCAAGUUUAUACGUAGCAUUAGAACGUGGGCCUAUGAAACGUUUGGUACAGAGAAGGCAAUUUCAUUGGUGGCAAUGGCUACUCCAGAGGACAUGAGAAUAAAUGCAGAGCAUAUUAGGAUAGCAGAUCAAUUUGUGGAGGUUCCUGGUGGUACUAAUAAUAAUAACUAUGCUAAUGUGCAGCUCAUUAUUGAGAUGGCAGAGAUAACGCGUGUCGAUGCGGUGUGGCCUGGUUGGGGUCAUGCAUCUGAGAAUCCAGAGCUACCAGAUGCAUUGAGUGCAAAAGGAAUUGCAUUUCUGGGGCCACCAGCUGCAUCAAUGGCAGCACUGGGAGAUAAAAUUGGCUCCUCGUUGAUUGCACAAGCUGCAGAAGUGCCUACUCUUCCAUGGAGUGGUUCUCAUGUGAAAAUUCCCUCAGAGAGCCGUUUGGUCACUAUCCCAGAGGACACAUAUCGUGAAGCAUGUGUUCACACGACUGAAGAGGCCAUAGCUAGUUGUCAAGUUGUGGGUUAUCCUGCAAUGAUUAAGGCAUCUUGGGGCGGCGGCGGCAAAGGCAUAAGAAAGGUCCAUAACGAUGAUGAAGUCAAGGCUUUGUUUAAGCAAGUUCAGGGUGAAGUUCCUGGGUCCCCCAUAUUUAUAAUGAAGGUUGCUUCUCAGAGCCGACAUUUAGAAGUUCAGUUGCUUUGUGAUCAAUAUGGAAAUGUUGCAGCUUUGCAUAGCCGUGACUGCAGUGUUCAGAGGCGACACCAAAAGAUUAUUGAAGAGGGACCUGUUACAGUGGCUCCCUUCGAUACAGUAAAGAAGCUUGAGCAGGCCGCUAGAAGAUUGGCCAAAUGUGUGAAUUAUGUUGGAGCCGCAACUGUUGAGUAUCUAUACAGUAUGGAAACUGGGGAGUAUUACUUCUUGGAGCUAAACCCACGUUUACAGGUGGAGCACCCUGUUACUGAGUGGAUAGCUGAAAUAAAUUUGCCUGCAGCCCAAGCUGCAGUUGGGAUGGGUAUCCCUCUCUGGCAAAUUCCAGAGAUAAGGCGAUUUUAUGGAAUGGAACAUGGUGGAGGAUACGAUGCUUGGAGGAAAACAUCUGUUGUUGCUAAUCCAUUUGACUUUGACACUGCCGAAUCCACAAGGCCAAAAGGUCACUGUGUAGCUGUUCGUGUAACAAGUGAGGAUCCUGAUGAUGGUUUUAAGCCUACAAGUGGGAAAGUACAGGAACUGAGUUUUAAAAGCAAGCCAAAUGUUUGGGCAUACUUUUCUGUCAAGUCUGGAGGUGGUAUUCAUGAGUUUUCAGAUUCCCAAUUUGGCCAUAUAUUUGCUUUUGGAGAAUCUAGAGCUUUGGCCAUUGCAAAUAUGGUUCUUGGGCUGAAAGAAAUUCAGAUAAGAGGAGAAAUUCGAACAAAUGUUGAUUACACAAUUGAUCUUUUACAUGCUUCAGAUUACAAGGAAAAUAAAAUACAUACAGGGUGGUUAGACAGCAGAAUUGCGAUGAGAGUCAGAGCAGAAAGGCCCCCUUGGCAUCUUUCGGUUGUUGGAGGAGCACUUUAUAAAGCUUCUGCUACUAGUGCAGCCAUGGUUUCAGAAUACAUCGGUUAUCUUGAAAAAGGGCAGAUUCCUCCCAAGCAUAUUUCGCUGGUCAAUUCUCAAGUUUCACUAAAUAUUGAAGGAAGCAAAUAUACAAUUAAUAUGGUAGGGGGAGGUCCUGGAAGCUACAGACUGAGGAUGAAUGACUCAGAGAUUGAAGCAGAAAUACAUACUCUACGAGAUGGAGGUCUAUUGAUGCAGCUGAAUGGCAACAGUCAUGUUAUAUAUGCAGAGGAGGAAGCUGCUGGAACACGCCUUCUUAUUGAUGGAAGGACUUGCUUACUUCAGAAUGACCAUGAUCCAUCCAAGUUAGUGGCAGAAACACCAUGCAAGCUUCUAAGGUAUCUGGUAGUAGAUGGCUGCCAUGUAGAUGCUGACACACCUUAUGCGGAGGUUGAGGUCAUGAAAAUGUGUAUGCCCCUUCUCUCACCUUCUUCGGGAAAUAUUCAUUUUCAGAUGUCUGAAGGGCAAGCGAUGCAGGCUGGUAAUCUUAUAGCAAGACUUGACUUAGAUGAUCCCUCAGCAGUAAGAAAAGCAGAACCUUUUCAUGGAAGCUUUCCUCUUUUGGGACCUCCAACUGCCAUAUCUGGAAAAGUUCAUCAACGGUGUGCUGCAAGUGUGAAUACAGCUCGGAUGAUUUUGGCCGGAUACGAGCAUAACAUUGAUGAAGUAGUUCAAAACUUGCUGAGUUGCCUGGACAAUCCUGAGCUCCCCUUUCUUCAGUGGCAAGAAUGCUUUGCUGUCCUGGCAAACCGACUACCCAAGAACCUUAGAUAUGAGUUGGAAGCAAAAUAUAAGGAGUGUGAAGGAAUCUCCAAUAUGCCAACUGUUGACUUCCCUGCGAAAAUUUUGCGGGGUGUUCUUGAGACCCAUCUUAAUUCCUACCCUGAUAAGGAAAAAGGAGCCCAAGAUCGAUUAGUUGAGCCUCUGAUGAGUCUGGUCAAGUCGUAUGAGGGUGGCAGAGAGAGCCAUGCCCGCAUUAUAGUUCAAGGGCUUUUCGAAGAAUAUUUAUCGGUUGAAGAAUUAUUUAGUGACAAUAUCCAGGCAGACGUAAUUGAACGCUUAAGACUUCAUUACAAGAAAGAUCUUUCGAAGGUUGUUGAUAUUGUGCUUUCCCAUCAGGGCAUUAGGAGUAAAAAUAAGUUGAUACUAUGUCUCAUGGAGCAGCUAGUGUAUCCUAAUCCUGCUGCAUACCGAGAUCAACUAAUUCGCUUUUCUGCACUCAAUCACACAAACUACUCUGAGUUAGCAUUGAAGGCAAGUCAACUUCUAGAACAGACAAAACUUAGUGAGCUUCGUUCCAGUAUUGCCAGGAGUCUUUCGGAGUUAGAAAUGUUCACUGAAGAUGGUGAAAACAUGGAUACUCCCAAAAGAAAAAGUGCCAUAAAUGAACGAAUGGAAGCCCUUGUCAGUGCUCCUUUAGCAGUUGAAGAUGCACUUGUUGGUCUUUUUGAUCAUAGUGAUCACACACUUCAGCGACGGGUUGUUGAGACUUAUGUUCGCAGAUUAUAUCAGCCCUACCUUGUAAAUGGGAAUGUCAGGAUGCAAUGGCACAGAUUUGGACUUAUAGCAUCAUGGGAGUUCUUGGAAGGGCAUGUUGAUGGAAAGAUUGGGUUUGGGGAUCGAAUCUUGGAUGAGCCAUCUGUUGAUAAACACAGUGAGAGGAAGUGGGGAGCAAUGGUUGUCAUCAAAUCUCUCCAAUCUUUGCCAACAGUGUUAACUGCUGCAUUGAGGGAAAUAAUGCAUAGCCUGCAAACUGUAAUUGCCAAUGGAUCUGUUCAGCCAGCUAGUUAUGGUAACAUGAUGCACAUUGCAUUGGCAGGCAUCAACAAUCAAAUGAGUUUACUUCAGGACAGUGGUGAUGAAGAUCAGGCUCAAGAGCGAGUAAACAAGUUAGCCAAAAUAUUGAAAGAGAAAGAAGUAAGCUCCAGUCUCAAAAAUGCAGGUGUGGGUGUUGUCAGCUGCAUCAUACAGAGAGAUGAGGGGCGAGGCCCUAUGAGGCAUUCCUUUCAUUGGUCAGCAGAGAAACUCUACCAUGAGGAGGAGCCUCUAUUGCGUCACCUGGAGCCUCCUUUGUCCACAUACCUUGAGCUGGAGAAACUUAAAGGUUAUAAUGAUGUACGGUAUACUCCUUCUCGAGAUCGACAGUGGCACCUUUACACUGUUCUAGACAAACCACUUUCCAUUCAAAGGAUGUUUCUCAGAACGCUUGUAAGGCAGCCCCUAUCAAAUGAAGGUCUGCCAAUAUAUCAAGGACUGGACCAGGGAGCAACUCAAUCUCUGUGGUCUCUCUCUUUUACUUCAAGGAGCAUUUUAAGGUCCUUAAUGUCUGCAAUGGAGGAGCUUGAACUAAAUGCCCAUAAUUCUACUAUGAAAUCUGACCAUGCUCAAAUGUACCUCUAUAUCUUGCGGGAGCAACAAAUAGAUGAUCUUCUACCGUACAACAAGAGAGCAGAUAUACCUGAUGGGCAUGAAGAAGCCACAGUUGAGGAACUCUUGAGUGAGCUGGCACGGGAAAUUAAUGCAUCAGUUGGUGUAAAAUUGCAUCGUCUUGGUGUUUGUGAGUGGGAAGUGAAGCUUUGGAUAUCAUCUGAAGGAGAAUCUAAUGGAGCUUGGAGGAUUGUGGUUUCUAAUGUGACUGGGCACACUUGUAUAGUUCAUAUUUACCGAGAAGAUGAUACCAGCAAACAAAGAGUAGUCUACCAUUCAACAUCUGGUCAGGGCCCCUUGCAUGAUUUGCCUGUGAAUGCACAGUAUAAGCCUUUGGGAAUUCUUGACCAGAAACGUCUUUUAGCCUGGAAAAGCAACACAACUUAUUGCUACGAUUUCCCACUGGCAUUUGAGGCAGCUUUGGACAAUUCAUGGUCCCAGUACUCUGGAGUCAAGACCCCCAAGGAUAAAGCCAACCUUAGAGUCGCAGAAUUGGUAUUUUCUGACCAGAAAGGUAACUGGGGUACUCCUCUUGUUUCUAUUGAGAGACAGCCUGGACUUAAUGAUUUUGGCAUGGUAGCCUGGCGCAUGGAAAUGUCUACACCUGAGUUCCCUUCUGGAAGAACCAUUCUUAUUGUGUCAAAUGAUGUAACAUUCAAAAAUGGUUCUUUUGGACCCAAAGAGGAUGCAUUUUUCCAGGCAGUAGCUGAUGUUGCUUGCACUCAGAAACUACCUCUUAUUUAUCUGGCAGCAAAUUCAGGAGCCCGUAUUGGUGUAGCCGAUGAAGUGAAAUCUUGCUUUAAAGUUGGCUGGUCUGAUGAAUCAAACCCUGAGUGUGGUUUCCAAUAUGUUUACUUAACUCCUGAGGACUAUGCAUGCAUUGGAUCAUCUGUGAUAGCACACGAACUAAAGCUCUCAAAUGGAGAAUCCCGAUGGCUAAUAGAUACUAUUGUAGGAAAGGAAGAUGGCUUGGGAGUUGAAAACUUAAGUGGUAGUGGAGCCAUUGCCAGUGCAUAUUCAAAGGCAUACAAGGAAACCUUUACCUUGACCUAUGUGACUGGUAGAACUGUUGGCAUUGGUGCUUAUGAACGGGCAGAACCAUACGCCACGUUACAAAGGCUUGAUCAGCCAAUUAUUCUGACUGGUUUCUCUGCACUGAACAAGCUUCUGGGUAGGGAGGUGUACAGCUCCCACAUGCAACUUGGUGGACCUAAAAUUAUGGCAACAAAUGGAGUAGUUCAUCUUACAGUAUCAGAUGAUCUUGAGGGGAUAUCAGCUAUUUUGAAAUGGCUAAGCUUUGUACCAUCGUAUGCUGGUGGUCCACUUCCCAUUUUGUCUCCCUUGGAUUCUCCUGAGAGACCUGUUGAAUACCUACCGGAGACCUCGUGUGAUCCCCGUGCAGCUAUCUGUGGUGCAAUGGAUGGUAGUGGGAAAUGGCUUGGGGGUAUGUUCGAUCAGGACAGUUUUAUUGAGACACUGGAAGGCUGGGCAAGAACUGUUGUAACAGGACGUGCAAAGCUUGGAGGAAUACCUGUAGGAAUUGUUGCUGUUGAGACUCAAACUAUGAUGCAAGUAAUCCCUGCAGAUCCUGGGCAGCUAGAUUCUCAUGAAAGGGUCGUUCCUCAGGCUGGGCAGGUAUGGUUUCCUGAUUCUGCAACCAAGACUGCCCAAGCAUUGAUGGACUUCAAUAGAGAAGAGCUGCCACUCUUCAUUCUUGCCAACUGGAGAGGUUUUUCAGGUGGACAAAGGGACCUUUUUGAAGGUAUCCUCCAGGCUGGAUCAACUAUUGUUGAGAACCUUAGAACAUAUAAACAGCCUGUUUUUAUAUACAUACCUAUGAUGGGCGAACUCCGAGGUGGAGCAUGGGUAGUUGUAGACAGUAAGAUCAAUUCAGACCACAUUGAAAUGUAUGCUGAACGGACAGCUAAAGGAAAUGUCCUUGAGCCAGAAGGUAUGAUCGAGAUUAAGUUUCGAACUAGAGAGCUGCUAGAAUGCAUGGGUAGGCUCGACCAACAGCUAAUUAAUCUGAAGGCUGAACUUCAUAAAGCAAAAAGCACAGCAACACUUGCAAUUGUUGAGGAUUUGCAGAGACAAAUAAAAUCUCGUGAGAAGCAACUUCUGCCAUUGUACACUCAAAUAGCUACUAAAUUUGCAGAAUUGCAUGAUACUUCAUUCAGAAUGGCUGCGAAAGGGGUGGUCCGAGAAGUUGUAGAGUGGUCAAAUUCUCGGUCUUUCUUCUACAAGAGAUUACACAGAAGAGUUGUUGAAGACUCGUUGAUCACAACUGUGAGAGAUGCUGCUGGUUACCAGCUUGCAUAUAAAUCUGCUAGGGAGAACUAA
Molecule: messenger RNA, 7188 nt
Organism: Fraxinus pennsylvanica
Lineage: Eukaryota; Viridiplantae; Streptophyta; Magnoliopsida; Lamiales; Oleaceae
Source: the annotation of a GenBank genome assembly